CCCGCCGAGCUGCGUCAGUCAGCCGCCCAGGAGCCCCAGGCAGAAGCUGUCAAGGACAGCGCGCGCCGGGAUCCUCUUGUCCUUGUCCCUUCUCGGGCUGGCUGGCUCAGCCUGCACCUUCAGGCGGUGGACGAGGCACGAGAAGGCGGGGCCGCAACUCUCUGGAGUCCCCGCCCGGCGCUUACAAACCUGAAAAACCGGGACGGACGUCAACUUUGGCUCCUGCCCACGCCACAGGUUUCGCAGGUCCCUGCCCGAGCGCGCGCCCUCGCCGCGCCUCCGCCUGGACGCCCGCCUAUUUAAACCGCUGGCCCCGGAGCCAGCCAGCUUCCACCCGGGCGCCCCGUGGACAACUCCACUGCCGGGACCAUGUCUGCCGAGUCUGCGAGCGGCCCCACCGAGGACCAGGUGGAGAUCCUGGAAUACAACUUCAACAAGGUCAACAAGCACCCGGACCCCACCACGCUGUGCCUCAUCGCUGCCGAGGCUGGCCUAUCGGAGGAGGAGACCCAGAAAUGGUUUAAGCAGCGCCUGGCCCAGUGGCGGCGAUCAGAAGGCCUACCCUCUGAGUGCAGAUCCGUGACGGACUGAGCAGAUGCCGGCAGGCCCCAGGCAGCCUCCGGCCUCCUGGCACGAAGACCGGGUGCCCCCACCCACCGGCUUCAGCAGGCUGCUUUGGUUUUGCAGUGCAGCACCAUGUGUCCGUGGCUAACCGUCUUGCUAUUUAACAACCGUGUUGUGUGUGUGUGUGAUGUACGGAACUAGAAAGUGUGUCCUGGGAGGCAAAGUGCAGAGCUCCCGUGGGAAGCUUGGCUUAGCUGGGGAAGCGGUGUGUGUUGUGUGGCCUGAAGGUCAUGCACAAAACAGGUGCGAGUGGGUGGGGUGGGGGCACCUGCAUUUCCUCUUGACCUUCACCUCCUAGUAGCCAUUUGCCCUUUCCGUCCGUCUUGGGGUCAUCCCGGCCUCUGAUGGAAGGGCAACACGGCAGAGCCGGGAAAUAGUUCCUGCUGAACCUGUUGUCUCUGUCAGCUUCCCGAUGUUCCAUUUCCUAGCUGACUGGGUGAGCAUGCAUGGGACUGUUUGAGUGACUCAGGUUCCCAUCCAAUGGGCCGUUGGCUGAUACCUGCGUGAACUUGGAAAGAACCCGGCCAGCCUAGAAGGCAGACAUUCUAACUGGGGAGAAACAGUCACA
This is a messenger RNA of Ochotona princeps (American pika), 1192 nucleotides long. It is a transcript of the gene HOPX, whose product is annotated as HOP homeobox. Lineage: Eukaryota; Metazoa; Chordata; Mammalia; Lagomorpha; Ochotonidae. Gene Ontology annotation, molecular function: DNA binding. The transcript has 3 exons. The record is from RefSeq and is a predicted model, not a curated record. The coding region runs from base 370 to 591 and encodes 73 amino acids. Gene Ontology annotation, cellular component: nucleus. Gene Ontology annotation, biological process: regulation of transcription by RNA polymerase II; cell differentiation.